ACCUUUUCCAGGCAUCAACGCCAUUCCUAUCACAGCUGACAUCAGCAAGUUGGUCGACGUGCAGAGGAUGGUUGACACCAUUGUGUCGAAAUGGGGAGCGAUCCACAUCGCCUGCAACAACGCUGGCAUUAACAAGAACUCGGCCAGUGAAGACACCAGCUUAGAGGAGUGGGAUCAGACCUUCAGCGUGAAUCUGAGAGGGAUGUUUAUGUGCUGUCAGGUGGCUGGUCGAGUGAUGUUAAAGCAAGGAUACGGAAAGAUUAUUAACACAGCCUCCAUGGCCAGUAUAAUAGUGCCCCAUCCUCAGAAGCAGAUUUCCUAUAACACAUCCAAAGCUGGAGUCGUCAAACUGACCCAGACUUUGGGAACUGAAUGGAUUGACAGAGGAGUGCGCGUCAACUGCAUCUCACCGGGGAUUGUUGACACCCCUCUCAUCCACUCGGAGGAUCUAAGGCCUCUGCUGCAGCGCUGGCUGUCAGAUAUUCCUGCUGGAAGACUGGCUCAAGUGACAGAUCUGCAAGCCGCAGUGGUCUACUUGGCAUCUGACGUCUCCAACUACAUGACAGGGCAUAACUUAGUCAUAGAGGGUGGGCAAAGUCUGUGGUAGAGGCAGUACAUGAAACUUUUUCCUCACUCUUUUAGAAUUAAACUUGAUUUUUGGAGUUUUACAAGAUGCUGCUUUUCUGUUUGCUGUCUUAAAUGGUACAACUGAACUUUUAACAGAUGAAAACUGUUAGCACAUUUCGUUACACUAUAAUCAAAUCCUUGUAUUUUAUCUUGACAUUUGUGAGACUGGUGUAAAAAAGCUAAUUAAAAAUCUGGAAAGUGU
Molecule: messenger RNA, 829 nt
Organism: Poecilia latipinna (sailfin molly)
Lineage: Eukaryota; Metazoa; Chordata; Actinopteri; Cyprinodontiformes; Poeciliidae
Product: NADP-dependent mannitol dehydrogenase-like
Exons: 4
Coding region: 68-607 (179 amino acids)
Molecular function (GO): oxidoreductase activity, acting on the CH-OH group of donors, NAD or NADP as acceptor
Source: RefSeq, a predicted model, not a curated record